AUGCCCUCCAAUAUGACAUCCUCCAACACUCCUGACCACGUCGACGUCCCCGUCCUCAUCUCCGGCGCUGGGCCUGCAGGCCUCUUUGCUGCAAUCCUGCUCACGAAGCUCAACGUCCCCUGCCGUAUCAUCGAACGCCAACUCGAAGUCUCGCCGCUCUCCAAGGCCCUUGUCAUCCAUGCGCGCACCAUGGAGAUCUUUGCCAUCACCGGUAUCCUCAACAGCUUCCUCGAUCGCGGCCAGCGUCUCACGGACUUUCAUGCCUACAUCGGCUCCAAGUUAACUGCAGUCCUGCCCGCCCUCUCCAACAAGGAGUCCCAUUACAGCUUUGGUCUGUUUCUGGAACAGCUCCAUACGACCGCGACCUUGACAGAGGAGCUUGAGGCCUUGGGUAUUAAGGUCGACCGUGGUUGGGAGCUCAUGGAUACGAAGGUCGUUGAGGAGGGUGGGAAAUCUUGGGUCGAGACUAUGAUUCGACGGGCGAUCGUCGGGACGAACGUGCGACGGACAGAGAGUAAGGUCCUGGGUGUAGUCGAGGAGGAUCCUGAGGAGGAGGGCAAACGAUAUGAGACACAGGUCGUGAAGUCCGAAUACAUGAUCGCGACAGAUGGCGGCAAGUCUGUGGUGCGACACAAACUGAACAUUGGGUUCCCUGGACGGACUCUGGACAACAACAUGAUUCUUUAUGAUGGUCAUAUCGAAUCGGAUCUUCCAUUAAACGACCAUAUCUCGGUCAUUCAAGGAGCCAACAACCACACCAUGUUCGUGUUCCCGUUGCACAAUGGUCAAGUUCGAAUCAUGGUCGACAACGGCACCUUGACUCCCGAACAGCAUGCGGCCCUCAAGCCCGAGGACUUGACACUGGAGAAGUUUGAGGCACUCGCAGCUGCAUGCGUUGCACCAGCAAAGUUCAAGUGUUUGGACUCGACCUGGCUGACUUACUAUCGAGUUAAUGAGAGACGUGCGGAACAUUUUACAUACAAAAACAGGAUAUUUUUGGCGGGCGAUGCCUCCCAUGUGCAUUCUCCUGCAGGCGGUCAAGGGAUGAACACUGGAUUGCAGGAUUCGUUCAAUUUGACAUGGAAGUUAGCUCUUGUUCUUCAUGGCAUUGCUCCGGAGAAUAUCAUGGACACAUAUGAGGCCGAGAGAAAGCCUGUGGCGGAUGGUAUUAUCAAAUUAUCGGCAAGACUUCUCGAAGUCGGUCUGGCCCAGGACUUCGUCAGAAGAACGCUGAAGAAGAUCGCCUUCACUAUCGGACCAUACAUCCUCCCGUACAUUCCUGGCACUAAUCCCGUCAACAUGCUUGCGAUCCGAUACCAUGAAAAUGCUAUCAAUCAACGAUCCAAGUCGCAGGCUAGUGUUGACGAGGACUUCCAGGUCGGACAGCGAGCACGCGACGGUUGCCUCCGAGUGAUCAGCAAGCAGGACAUGGGCCUGCCUGCAUCGGAAGGCGAGUCAGUUCGUUUGCACGAGUUGUUGGUUGGUCCCGGCAUCUUCCACGUCAUCGUUUUCGCGUCGGACAUGCUUCCCUCCAUCGCCAACGGACAGCCAACUGCAAAAUCAACGAUCAAGGGUGUCGAGACAAUGGAUGCCUAUGAAUUGGCCAAGGAAGUGAAACAGCAUCUGAAUUCUUGGAGAUCCAGAUGGGCUUACAAACCUGCUUCAAAGAUCGCUGGACAAGGAGACCUCGUCCUUCCUGCAUCCAUUUCCGGUGGAUCAUCGACAACGACCUCGCCGAAUGCGUCUUUGGCAGCCAUCCCGCACGCCAGAAACCCAAGUACCUUGUUCAUGGUCCAUGUGGUGGCCGCAGAGUCCUCGAGUACCAGCGGCGACAAUACAUCGAUGGAGUUCAACCUGGAUAUCCUUACGGAGAACAAGGCUGGAGAGGGCAAGGUAUAUCUGGAUCAGCAGGGGCUGCUGCACCAAAAGUAUGGUGUUCUUGUGGAGCAUGGCCCGGGCGCAAUCGUGGUCGUCAGACCAGAUUCGCAUAUUGGGUACCGCGUGCUUGGAGCCAACAAGGCUGCGUGGGACGAGAUUGACCUGUACUUGGAGUCAAUCCUUGUCAAGCAGAAGAGCACAGAUGAAAUAGAGAAUGAUAAGUAA
Messenger RNA from Gamsiella multidivaricata, 2103 nucleotides. Its product is annotated as FAD binding domain-containing protein. The record is from RefSeq and is a predicted model, not a curated record. NCBI's taxonomy places the organism in Eukaryota, Fungi, Mortierellomycota, Mortierellomycetes, Mortierellales, Mortierellaceae. Bases 1 to 2103 code for a protein of 700 amino acids. Gene Ontology annotation, molecular function: FAD binding. The transcript has 5 exons.